AAGAAGAGUCAAAGGUGGGAGCGUCAGGCGGAAAGGGCCGUCAAGUUUGCUGAGGAAAUCGAGACGUAAUUAGCUUCGUCGUUUUAAAGGAUUAAAAGCGAAUUGUACUCGUGUUAAGUUGAAGUGGAGUUCGUGCUGGCAAAAUGGAGGCAGUUCCCAGAAUGCCGAUGAUUUGGCUGGAGCUGAAGGAAGCGGGAGAGUUUCAGUUCAGUCCCACCGUCAGACAGUACAUUCAAAUAAACUAUGGUGAGAAUCCAGAGAACUACAACGAGGCACUGAAGAGGCUGGAGCAGCUUAGGCAGAGUGUGGUAAACAUCCCAAGGGAUUUUGAGGGUUGCAACACUCUUAGAAAAUACUGUGGUCAGCUGCACUUUCUGCAGAGUCGUGUUCCAAUGGCAACCGGCCAGGAGGCUGCAGUGCCUGUGACAUGGACUGAUGGCUUUUCAGGGAAGAAUGUCACACAUGAGGAUAUUAAUUAUGAACAGGCUUGUGUCCUGUAUAACCUGGGUGCGUUACACUCGCUGCUGGGAACUGUGGAUAACCGUCUAUCUGAAGAGGGGAUGAAAGUGUCCUGUACUCAUUUCCAGUGUUCUGCCGGGGCUUUUACUCACAUCAGAGACCAUUUUAAUUACAGCUACAGCUCUGACAUGAACAGCCAGGCACUCUCAGUCAACAUCAGCCUCAUGCUGGCACAGGCUCAAGAGUGUCUGCUGGAGAAAACUUUACUAGACAACAGAAAGAGUCAUUUAAUAGCAAAGAUUUGUGCUCAGGUGUGUGAUUACUAUAAGGAUUGUCUGAGGGUGUUGGAUAAUUCUGAAUGUGUGCCAGGAAGGAUUCAGAAAGAGUGGAGAAAACUCGUCAACAUGAAGAUCAGCUACUUCAGUGCCAUCACACAUUUACACAUGGGAAAGCAGUCAGAGGAACAGCAGAAAUAUGGAGAAGCAGUUGCUUACUUUCAGUCAUCCCUGGACAAACUUAAUGAGGCAGUUAAACAGAGUAAGGGCCAGCCAGAAUCUGUACAGGAAGCUUUGAAAUUCACAAUGGAUGUGAUUGGUGGAAAGUAUAACUCAUCUAAAAAAGACAAUGACUUCAUUUACCACGAGUCUGUGCCUGGUCUGGACACAUUGCCUGCAGUGAAAGGUGCAUCGUUGGUGAAACCUCUGCCUAUAAACUUAACUGAUCAAAGUGUCACUGGUCCUGACCUCUUCUCUAAACUUGUACCCAUGGCAACGCAUGAGGCCUCAUCCCUUUACAGUGAGGAGAAAGCAAAGUUACUUAGGGACAUUGUGGCUAAAAUAGAGGAUAAAAACCAAAUUCUUGAGAAAUUUAUGGAGUCUCUAAGCAGUGAGUCUGUGUGUAAAAUAGACAUGUUUAAAUCUCUGCCUGACGCCCUGUUGGAAAAAUGUGCAUUUCUCAGUGUACAACCAGACACUGUCAAGAACCUUGUUCAGGCUAUGCAAGCACUAUCUAACGUUUACACUGAUGUGGGUUCAUCGCUGGAUGAGGUUCGUGGUGCCCUUGAGGAAGAUGAGGCUGGGGAGAAGAGUUUAAUGGAGGUAGUAGGGCAGAAGGGACUACCGGCAAGGCCUGCCAUCUUUCAGGAUAUUCAAAAAGAGUGGAAGAAAUAUGAGGCUGUUCAUCAGACAGCCAGCAACACUAACACCGAGCUUCACAAAGCCAUGAACCAGCACAUACCAAACCUACGUCUGUUACAGGGAUCUAUUGAGGAACUUAGAAAGAGCUUGCCCCAGCCAGAACUUAGUCAAGAUGAAAUGUCAUCCCUGCAAAAGAUGAAGACUAUUCUUGGCAAAGUUGAUGAAAUGCGAAAGCAGAGAAUCUCAUUGGAGAGCCAGCUUCGUGAUCUUAUUCAUAAAGAUGACAUCACUGGAGUCCUUGUAACCACAGAUCGUGCAGAGAUCAAGACAUUGUUUGCAGAGCAGUUGAAGAAAUAUGAUCAGCUGAAGGGAUAUAUAGAACAAAACUUGGUUGCCCAGGAUAACAUCCUGAAAGCUCUAACAGAAGCCAAUGUACAGUAUGCCCCUGUCCGCAAGACACUCACGCUCACAGAGCAACAAUGGAACAGCACUGCGCAGGCCCUGAUUGCCUCAUUUGAGGCAUAUGAGGACUUGAUGAAGAAGGCUGAGGAGGGAAAAGACUUUUACCAGGAUCUGGACAAGAAGACCUCUGCCCUGUUGGACAAGACAAAGUCCUAUUGCCAAGCCAGAGAGGGAGAACGAGUUGCCUUGCUGGAAAAGGAGAUUGGAAAAGGGCCUCCUAGACCUGCCGCCAAAAAGCCUGUGGUCGGCCAAAAAGUUGUUGGUCGUAGAUCUGGCCCUUCCAGUCUUGAGUCUGUUGGUCCUUCUGUUGCUUCAUUUGAAGAUCUCCCACAAGAACUACGAAGCCUCCCUCCAAACCUGAAAUUGCCUCAUGUUCCAGUAGUUUCCAAUCCUUUUCCUCAUGGUGGACCUCCUGUUAGCUGGCCACAAGGGGCAAACCCUUUUCCACCUCAGUUUCCUAACCCCCAGUUUCCCACUACAGAUACAAAGCUCAGGCAACAGUUGGCCCACCAUCUACCACAGGUUCCUUAUGGCCAGCCCUCUGCACCUCUGCAAAUCACUGGGCCAUCACCACAGCAGUUCCAGGUAAGACCAGCUGGAGGCAUCACACCUGUCCAUCCACAGGUUAACCAAUCGACUACACCACAGCUGCCUGCUCAAGGGUACAAUCCAGCUCUCUGGCAACAAGGUGGGCCUAUUGCUGUUACAGGGGGCUAUUCUGUGCCUCCACAGAUGGGACCGAUUCCCCAAAAUUCCAUUAGGCCUGGUUUACCAGGACAACCGCAAGUAUCCUUGCCAAACACUCUAGGGCAGCAGAUGGCAACUGGCAUGCCUCAGUCUUCCUCUGUUCAGCAGAUUGUACAGGGAGCACAAUUCCAAAAUUUUACCCCCCAGCCUAGACAAAGCAUCCCCUCAACUACACCAAGAAGUGCAUUUCCUGGGCAAAUUCUUCCACCCUUUCCACCUGGGCAAGUCCAGGCUCCAAUGCCAGGCCAAGCACAGCAACAGUCUAGCCUUCCCUCAGGUUACCGGCCAGCAUUACUUCCACAUACCCAACCUCAGCUUGGUCCACCAGGCCAAAUUAUGGUGUCCCAUCCUCAGGGAGCCCUCAUUCCAGGACAAGUUCAGCCUCAGUCCACUUUUUCUAAUCCGUUCCACCCUGGACAACUCCCACAAAGCAGACCUCCCCCUUAUAUGGGCUAUGCCCCAUUUUCCACUCCCCACCAAGUACAUCCAGGGUCUCAAGUUUUACCACAGGCACCCUUGAGCCAAAGUUCCCAAGUUCCUUUUGGACCUCGUCCAAUCAAUCAACCCCAAAUGCAACCAGGAGCUGUACCCCCACAAAGUAAUGUGUAUUCAUUUGCCCCAACACACAUGGGCCAACAACCUACGGGCCAACAGACUAUUCCAUCUCAGUUCAACGCCAUGUUUAAUAGGCCUGGGGGACAACCCAUGUGCAUGCCUGGGCAAAGCCCUCAAAAUUUUUCUCACUUGUCAUCAGGACAAGCAGUUGCCCCAGUAAUGGACAAUCCUGUUCCACCUUCACUUGGCAGCACCCUCAUACCGACUCCAUCACCUGCUCAGGUUUCCACAUCAAAUGCUGCACCCCUAAAUUCUGACUCCACUGCAGCUCUGGAUUCUCUCCAGAACAAGGUGGAUAAUCUCAGCAUUCAGUCCCAAACUAACUCCCUUGAAAAAAACUUUGCAUGUGCAGUCAAUGGUAGUCAGGAUACCAUGCAGAGCACAAUCAAAAACGAUGACAGUCAGCAGGGGGUUCCAAAAAAAGAUGAUCUUGGUGAUUUGGAUCCAUUUUGGUCCCAACACUAAUUGUGAUGCCUGAACUAAUACUUGCCUUUUCAACAUUGCCAGUAAUAACACAUAAUUACACUGUACUCUCUGUACUUGUAAUUACACACUGACUUAGCAAAUGUACUACAAGCAAAUAGAAAACUGCUAUUGCAUUAUAUUUCUAUGCAAUCCUCUAAUAUUGUGUCUAGUUUCACUCUGAAUUACUAUUCCUAAAUGGCACUUUAGUUUGCACUGUAAUAAGAAUGAUGAUGAGGGGAAAGAGUUGAUUAUGGUUGUUUCUAUGUCAAGAUGUAUUUUUCACUGUUUCAGAAACAUUUUGAUACAAAAGCUGUUCUAGUUCUUACAUAUAAUUUUGUGAUAAAGUAUAAACAGAUUUCUUUUAGCGCUGUAUAUACCGUAGCGCAAUUUUUAGUAAUAAAAAAGCUUCUUAAAUAUCCAAAUUAAACAACUUGAAUAUUCAAAAAUGUGUUUACAGGUCAGUCUUUAUAGACAGCACUACGCACCUGAGCAUGCAGUUUUUCCACUUAAUGUUUGGUCGAACUGUAUAGGGAAUAUCUGGGAGCACAUCUUGAGCAGAUAUCCUAUGCAAGUUUUGCGCCCUUUGUAUUCAGGUUAGCAUACAAAAUAUAACCAAAUAUAAUAGAUUAUAGUGUAUUAAACAAUUAAUAUGCUGCUGUGUGCUAAUGUACCACUGUUAAAUGCUCCACUGCCCUAACAUGGCCAUAUGAUGGCAGUGCCUGGAUGUCUUCUGUUUUAGGAUUGUCUAAUAUGACUGUGUCCUUCUUUCUGCAUGGUUUACUGGAGCUGUCUCGAUUGAAUCAAUAUGCUUCAUUUGCUUCAGGCACAAAUAACCACAUAUUUACCACACGUCCAUCCAGCAAUAAAGGUCUGUAAAUAAUAAUACAAGGACGCACAAAUUGAGUCAGGUCUUUUGGAGAGACUAUUCAGGUCUAUUAUACUUUUUUUUUUUUUUUUUUUCUUCCUCUGUCAAGCUGUUAAUAAACAGGUCAUAGAGAGGAUGAUUAGAAGUGGUCAAAAAGUGCACCCCGUGUAAUGGGUGCUGACUGGGAUGUAGUAUUGAACAGUAUUGAUGUAUCUUCUCGCAUGUAAAUGUGAAUAUGGCUAACACAACACAUUGUACAUGUUCACUGCUAGUCAGGAAUCUUUUUGUCUUAGUAACGAGCUCAAGAGCCCUUUGCUCUUCCGAGACAGCCUUUUAUUUCAGCAGUCUGUGCAUGCCAUCCCUUGCUUUUGACUUGCUUUGAUGGAGUAAACGCUGGGAGAGCAACUGACCCAGUUUUUCUUUGUAAGAUGGUUUUGGCUUGAGCAGAAUAAACACACUCUUAGCACUGAA
This is a messenger RNA of Puntigrus tetrazona (Sumatra barb), 5220 nucleotides long. RefSeq names its product protein tyrosine phosphatase, non-receptor type 23, b (gene ptpn23b). Lineage: Eukaryota; Metazoa; Chordata; Actinopteri; Cypriniformes; Cyprinidae. Gene Ontology annotation, molecular function: protein binding. Gene Ontology annotation, biological process: endocytic recycling; early endosome to late endosome transport; protein transport to vacuole involved in ubiquitin-dependent protein catabolic process via the multivesicular body sorting pathway. The coding region runs from base 144 to 3884 and encodes 1246 amino acids. The transcript has 20 exons. The record is from RefSeq and is a predicted model, not a curated record. Gene Ontology annotation, cellular component: endosome.